ACUGCGCAUACCUAUCUUGGCACUUGCCGGCGUCGAGUAAAAGUCAACGACGUUGGUAAGAGCCAUUUGCCAGCGUCUUAAAGAAAGCAGGACGUGAGGUUAGUUUUCAAAGUUUUCUAGCGAUAAUUCACGUGUUUUUGCCAGAAAAAUCAAAUUAUUAUAUUAGUAACAUGUUCUUCACGAAUGUCUUUGACUUUUUUUGUCUGUUUUCAUUCAAUUCUACCUUCUACAGCCAUGGCAACUCAUGAAAGCGCUGGCGAAGGCACGAAAAGGUAUGAAUGAAAAGUUGAAUGCUGUAUGGACAUCUUUCUUUUUAAUCACACUGCACUAAAGUAUAAGACAUUUUCUGGUGCUCAUUAAAUUUGAAAGGACCGAAAAGUCGCGUAUCUUUUUUUUUUUGAGUUGUCACAUCAACAGUAAGAAACAGAGCCGAGUUGGCUAAUAGCUGGUAAGUUUACGUACUUCGCUGAACAAAAAAAAAAUUUCUUACCCUGCCAGCUUUGAAAACAAUUUUAAAGUCAAUGAAAAGUUUAUUUUUACUCCUUUUCUCUUGUUAAGAGGGAUCUUAUAGCUAGCUUGGUGUUGUAGAAACACGCAAACUUUCCUUGGCUUACAGCUGUGUUUGCUUUUCUGCUCGCUGUGCGAACUGAUUUUGUUGUUUUUCAUUUUCUAUUGUGUUAUUUUCUUAAGCUUGUAAGACAAUCAACCAGCGAGUGUGAUCUCAUGGAUAAAAUAGCUAGCGGAGAAACGUUACUUUAACAGUUAGCUUAGUAAAAUAGCGAUUUAACUGUUCAGUAAAUUAUAUUUAUAUAUUUUUAUAAUUUUUUUCACAGAAUGCCGAAAAUGAAGUGGUCACUUCAACAUGACACUAUAUUUGGUCGCGAACUCCUUAGUUUGGAACUUUGGAAGUACUGUUCAGGCACCAGAGAGCGGGGAAACUGUUUAGACGAAAUAUGCAAAAUUCUGAAUAACAUCAAAGAGCCCCAAUUUUGCGUUUCGCAAAAGGGUUUGAGGGACCGUUUGAAAAUCCUGGAAAGGGAUUCCAAGGCCAGGAAGAGAGAGGCCGAGAGGGGCUCGGGAAUUUCCCCCGAAUACCGAGAAAUAGAUCAAAUAAUGGAAGACUAUAUGGAGAGAAGAGAGGAGGAAGAGAAGACCAAGGAAUCCCGCACUGAUGUGGAUCGAAACAAGGCAGAUCAAGAUAAAGCAGCAGGCGAGGAGAUGAGGGAGAGAGCCAUGGAGAGGCUAGCUCAGACUAAGAAGAGAAAUGGCAAAGAUGAACCACGAAAAAAGCGCCAAAAAAGUGGUGACACCCUUGACUAUCUAAGGGAGGCAGCGGAGAGGGACUCUCAGUUAAGGCAAGAUGAGCUGGACAUGAAGAGGAGGCAAGACGAAGCUACAGCUGCUACCCAGCAAGCAUUGUUCACUCAGCUGCGGGACCAGCAACAGUUACAAGUGCAGCAACAGCAACAGCAGCAACAGCAGUUUAUGCAUAUGAUGCAAAUGAUGCUGAACAGACAGCAAGCGCAAACACAAGCAGUCAUUGAACUCUUAAAAAAGGGACCGUAG
Messenger RNA from Porites lobata, 1566 nucleotides. Lineage: Eukaryota; Metazoa; Cnidaria; Anthozoa; Scleractinia; Poritidae. The record is from the annotation of a GenBank genome assembly.